Messenger RNA from Helianthus annuus (common sunflower), 2058 nucleotides. RefSeq names its product magnesium transporter MRS2-1. The transcript has 10 exons. Gene Ontology annotation, cellular component: membrane. The record is from RefSeq and is a predicted model, not a curated record. Gene Ontology annotation, molecular function: magnesium ion transmembrane transporter activity. The coding region runs from base 618 to 1922 and encodes 434 amino acids. Gene Ontology annotation, biological process: transmembrane transport; magnesium ion transport. Lineage: Eukaryota; Viridiplantae; Streptophyta; Magnoliopsida; Asterales; Asteraceae.
CCCAUUUAGAUCUCAUAUCGACUAACUUGCUAAAACAAAAUAAAAUUAGAUUAUUUGUAUGUGUUUACAUAAUUAUAGCCUCUUCAUUCAUGUGUGACUAGUUAGUUGUUGUGCAUACGACGUCGUUUAACAGCCUCCAGCAGCACACGCAAUCACGCAUCCUAUCAUUAGCAAAAUCCGGAGGGUACAAUCUGUUUGGUUAUCGUUCCAAAUCAAUUGCUUUUCAUCUUUCAACAACAACAAUGCCUUUCUUCAACACAUAUAGAUAACAUAUACAUACACAACCUAUGUAUCUAUACCUGUAUUUAUAUUCAUAGGCGGCAACACGCCUCUCUAUAACUUCUAUCUCAUCUCAUUGAUUAUUAUUGCUUCCAGUAGAAGACAGAUAACAUUCAAUUCUGGACAAUUCAUGCAUCUGCUGUUUGAUCAUCGAUAACUGUUUUAUCUGCGAUUUUUGACUACUGAAACCCUAAUUUGUUCAUCGGAGGACAUGAUUGAAGAUAACAUUUGAUUUGAUACGAUACAUGCAUCUGUUGCUUGAUCCUGAGAACUGUUUUGAUUGCGAUUUUUGUUGACUGAAACCCUAGUUUGUUCAUCGGAGGAAUUAGAACUCUGUUAUGGCAGACCUAAAAGAACGCUUGCUACCACCAAAACCGGCCUCAGCUACGAACCUUAGAGAUACAUCUUAUAGGCCAUCUGCAUCUGGCCGCCAACCGUUUCAAGGGGUUGAUGUUCUAGGGCUCAAAAAACGUGGUCAAGGUCUUCGUUCAUGGAUUCGUGUUGACGCUGCAACUGGUGAAUCCCAAAUUAUCGAGGUUGAUAAAUUCACGAUAAUGCGUCGCUGUGAUCUUCCUGCACGAGAUCUUCGCCUGCUUGAUCCGUUAUUUGUUUAUCCGUCAACAAUAUUGGGAAGAGAGAAGGCUAUUGUUGUAAACUUGGAGCAAAUUCGGUGCAUUAUAACAGCUGAUGAAGUGUUACUUUUGAAUUCUCUUGAUAGUUAUGUAUUGCAGUAUGUGGUGGAGUUGCAACGGCGGUUGAAGGCGGCAGGGGGUGGUGAGGUUUGGCGGUCAGAAGGGGGUGAGUUGAAAACGUCCCCUGAUUACUUGCCGUUUGAGUUUAGGGCUCUUGAAGUUGCUCUUGAGGCCGCUUGUACAUUUUUGGAUACACAGGCAGCAGAAUUGGAAAUUGAAGCAUAUCCAUUGCUAGAUGAACUUACCUCAAAGAUCAGUACUUUAAACUUGGAACGUGUUCGUAGACUGAAAAGCAGACUUGUUGCAUUGACUCGAAGGGUUCAAAAGGUAAGAGAUGAAAUAGAACAGUUAAUGGAUGAUGAUGGAGAUAUGGCUGAAAUGUACCUAACUGAGAAGAAGAGCCGAAUGGAUUCAUUAUUCUACGGUGCAGAACAACACUCUGUUAUGACGGGAUACCGGUCAAACGACGGUCAACAAUCCAUUUCCGCUCCUGUUUCUCCAGUUUCUUCCGUUCCAGAUAGUCGAAAACUUGAAAAAGCUUUCAGCAUUGCAAAAAGUAGACACGAUGGCAUGAGUAGUUCUGCGAGUGCUACAGAAAACAUUGAAGAACUUGAGAUGCUUCUAGAAGCCUAUUUUGUCGUCAUUGAUAGCAGUCUCAAUAAGUUGACAUCGCUGAAGGAAUACAUUGAUGACACUGAAGACUUUAUUAACAUUCAGCUGGAUAACGUGAGGAACCAGCUCAUACAGUUCGAGCUGAUACUGACAACAGCAACAUUUGUUGUUGCGAUCUUCGGAGUGGUGGCGGGAAUAUUUGGCAUGAACUUUAUGAUUCCGUUAUUUGAUAGCCCGACAGCGUUUACAUGGGUGCUGGUGAUCACGGGGGUUACGGGAGCCAUCAUAUUUAGUUCGUUUUUAUGGUUUUUCAGAUACAAAAGAUUGAUGCCAUUGUAGAAUCUUGUCACAAUUACUAUUUGCAUCUUUUUUUAAAAAGAAUUUAAAGUUAAACUAAAGCUCUCUUGUAAUGAAAAUUCUGCUUGAUGAGCUUGCAAUGCAUUACCCUUUUUAUCCAUGGUGAUAAUUUCAUCCA